UAACAAUGUUAAUGGGUCGACAUCGUGGUUUACUUGCAUCAAUGACAGAUCAAGAAGCUAUUGAACAUAGUGCUGCUGAUUUACUUAAUCGACGACGUGAAGAAAUUAUUUGUGAAUAUCAAAAAACAACAUCAGAUGUUAAUGUUAUUAAUCGUAUGAGAUCUGAAGAAUUAGUGACGCAAUUUUAA
Rotaria sp. Silwood1 is the source of this 188-nucleotide messenger RNA. NCBI's taxonomy places the organism in Eukaryota, Metazoa, Rotifera, Eurotatoria, Philodinida, Philodinidae. The record is from the annotation of a GenBank genome assembly.